Messenger RNA from Blastomyces gilchristii SLH14081, 1790 nucleotides. RefSeq lists its product as uncharacterized. Bases 156 to 860 code for a protein of 234 amino acids. The transcript has 4 exons. Lineage: Eukaryota; Fungi; Ascomycota; Eurotiomycetes; Onygenales; Ajellomycetaceae. The record is from RefSeq and is a predicted model, not a curated record.
UAAAAGUUAUAUAUUUUGAUUGAUCAACACCGGAUAUCUCAUCCACCACACAGCUCCAGUCAACAGGCAUGGUCCCUGGACUUGUUUCCAACACUCGAAGCACACCGCGGGAAAUUGUAGCUUUCUUCGGGAGAGCUACAGGUUAGUGCUUCACCAUGGGCCGGCUAUCGUCAAAAGGCUACAUCAAGCUGCACGCUCUCUUCCAGUUCGCCCUCGCUAUCUACCUCACUCGCUACAAGGAAGUCAUCUCGGACUGCGACCUCGUAUACAAUGUUAAUGAUGUUAUUCGGAUCGAUGCGACACCGACGUUUGCCCGUCCUCGCUCUCCGUUUGCCUACUGCGGCGUUAUCCUGCUUGUCUUCGCUCUUUUCGACCUAAUAUUAACCAUACGGCUACCUUUAAUCAACCAACUAAUCUCUAUAACGAGGCGCCUUUUCGAUUCCCGAUUAGCAAAUAGCUCCGGCCGCUCCCGCACUUCCCGCACCUCCCGCACCUCUCCCUCCUCCCCCUCUUCCCCAGCAUUAUCCACCGCCAAAAAGAUGCUCAGAAUCUACAACUCCAUCUUUACGCAUAUGUGCAUCCUUCUUGCCGUAACCAGAUGCCUAGUUUUCUCCAUCAUAUCAAUACGAAUCUACGCUUCUGCGACUGAUAUUUGGGUGCCGGCUGCUGCUGCCUCCGGGAUGCAGGAUACCGCUGCGCUAGACGCGAAAGCCAUCCAUAUGAAAAACAAGGUGGUGCUGGGAUAUGCGGUGAUAGAGAUGAUGAUUUCCUCUUCUACACUCCUCUCCCUCAAAGAUGAGCGCCGCCAAGUGGACUCAGUCCUAUUAUUCGGACCCCUCCUCCCUUCACGAUUUCUAUAAGAAUAGUUUUAUACAUAUGGCGGUUUCGUGUCGUAAUGCGACCACACACUACCGAUAGGUACAUAAUGGGGACCUUGUUUAGUCAACCGACGAAGGACGAAGUAAACUGAGGAGGUUUUUCUUGCCUGCAGCGCAGAAUAUUUUCCACUUCUCUGGCUGGAGAGUUUGGGGUACAGUACAAAGAGAAAAAAGCCGAGUCCCGAAACAAGGGGUUUCUUCUAUUUCACUCGUAUACCCCUUUGGGUUUUUUUUUUUUUUUUUUUUUUUUUUUUUUUUUUUUUUUUUUUUUUUUUUUUCUUUCUUCUUUCUUUUUGCUUUCUUCUUUUCUUUCUUUUAAAUGUGUGCCUGUUCCUUUUGGGUUUUUCCUGUCUCAUUUUCAAAGAGAAAGAAAGGCUUUGGAAGAAAGCUAUGUACAUGUACUGUACAUUGUGGUUCUGUGUCACCCAACAAAAAAUGAAACGAAGCGAUUCAUAGCAUAGGAUGUUAAUAAGGUUGUUGGGGGAGCAUUUGCGUAAAAUAGAUUAUUUAGGUAAUAAUGUAUUUUUAGGCGGUUCAGGUUUUAUCCUUCUUGUCUAAAAAAAAAAAAAAAAAAAAGAAAAAAAGAAAAAGAAAAAAAGAAAAAGAAAAAAGAAAAACAGUCAUUAUUGAUAUCCGUACUCAUACUGCUUUUCCUCCAAGCUUUUAGUUUUUAUUCUCCAUUUGUUUAUGUUCAACAUGUUCAGCACACUGAUUUCUGAAAGAGAAAAUUGAACUGAAGUACUCUGCCGCCCCAUCAAUGGUCAGGUGAAAAACUAAAGCUUGUUGCUCUUUAUCAGAUAAUAACAAGCGUUCUAUGUAAUACUCAAUUCAAUCCACCAAUUUUAGUUCUUGAUAUAUAACGACUGUGGCAGAGCCUCACACUCUCACGGUAACCACCCACCCACCUACAUA